Messenger RNA from Erinaceus europaeus (western European hedgehog), 2170 nucleotides. RefSeq names its product RasGEF domain family member 1C (gene RASGEF1C). Gene Ontology annotation, cellular component: plasma membrane. The transcript has 15 exons. NCBI's taxonomy places the organism in Eukaryota, Metazoa, Chordata, Mammalia, Eulipotyphla, Erinaceidae. Gene Ontology annotation, molecular function: guanyl-nucleotide exchange factor activity. The record is from RefSeq and is a predicted model, not a curated record. Bases 234 to 1634 code for a protein of 466 amino acids. Gene Ontology annotation, biological process: Ras protein signal transduction; positive regulation of GTPase activity.
GGAGCGGGCGGGCGGGAGCGUGCGGGCUGCGGGCGGCGGCGGGCGCUGCCCAGGGGCCGGGCCCCGGGUGCGGGCGCGCCGGGAGCCGCAAUCUACCAGGCUGGCAAGACAGCUCACCUGGAGAGAGCAACUGUUUGCCAUAUGCACAACUCGGGUUCAAGCCCAGCCCCCUCACCUUCCUGCUGAGCUCCCGCCUCUUCACUGAGCCCCACAAACUGCUGGCCCGUGCAGGCAUGCCCCGGACACUGAGCUCCUCCAACACGGUCACGCCAGAGAGCCUCAGCCCGCCCCCAGCCCAGCCCCCGGAUGGCGAGCAGGCCGGGCAGCCCCUCCUGGAAGGAGCCCCGUCCUCAGCCUCCCUGGACACCCUCAUCCAGCAGCUGGUGCCCACGGCCGACUACUACCCUGAGAAAGCCUACAUCUUCACCUUCCUGCUGAGCUCCCGCCUCUUCAUUGAGCCCCACGAGCUGCUGGCCCGUGUGUGUCACCUGUGCAUUGAGCAGCAGCAGCUGGACAAGCCAGUGCUGGACAAGGCCCAGGUCCGGAAGUUUGGCCCCAAGCUGCUCCAGCUGUUGUCAGAGUGGACAGAGACCUUCCCACGGGACUUCCAGGAGGAGUCAGCCAUGGGGCACCUGACUGACGUGGUGGGCCGCAUUGCGCCUUGUGAUGAGGCCUACCGGAAGCGGAUGCACCAGCUCCUGCAGGCUCUGCACCAGAAGCUGGCAGCCCUGGGCAGGGGCCCUGAUGGGCUGCUGGGCUCCGACUCACCCAUAGCCUACAGGACCAAGCCACCCGCCUCCAUCCACAGGGAGCUCCUUGGCAUCUGCAGCGACCCGUACACACUGGCCCAGCAGCUGACCCACGUGGAGCUGGAGCGCCUGCGACACAUUGGGCCUGAAGAAUUUGUCCAGGCUUUCGUGAACAAGGAUUCUCUGGCCAGCACCAAGCCUUGUUUCGGCGACAAGCCCAGCAACCUGGAGGCCUACGUGAAGUGGUUCAACAGGCUGUGCUACCUCGUAGCCACGGAGAUCUGCAUGCCGGCCAAGAAGAAACAGAGGGCCCAGGUGAUUGAGUUCUUCAUCGACGUGGCCCGGGAGUGCUUCAAUAUCGGCAACUUCAACUCGCUGAUGGCCAUUAUCUCUGGAAUGAACAUGAGCCCUGUGUCCAGACUGAGGAAGACUUGGGCCAAAGUGAAGACAGCCAAGUUCUUCAUCCUUGAGCACCAGAUGGACCCCACAGGGAAUUUCUGCAACUAUAGGACCGCCCUGCGGGGGGCAGCCCACCGCUCGCUGACAGCCCAUAGCAGCUGUGAGAAGAUCGUCAUCCCCUUCUUCAGCUUGCUCAUCAAAGACAUCUACUUCCUGAACGAGGGCUGUGCCAACCGCCUCCCCAAUGGGCACGUCAACUUUGAGAAGUUUCUGGAGCUGGCCAAGCAGGUGGGAGAGUUCAUCACAUGGAAACAAGUGGAGUGUCCCUUCGAGCAAGACCCCAGCAUCAUUCACUACCUGCACACAGCCCCCAUCUUCAGCGAAGAUGGCCUUUACCUGGCUUCUUACGAAAGUGAGAGCCCCGAGAACCAGACGGAGAAGGAGAGGUGGAAAGCUCUAAGGUCUUCUAUUUUGGGGAAGACGUGAACACUGCUAAACAGAAGAAGGAGGAGGAGAAGAAGGCAGUAGAACCUUCCGCAGCCCAGAGCCCAGCCCUAGGGAGCCCGUCACCUCUCUGCCCUGUGAACCAUGAUGUCGCAGCUCCUGUGGCCUGGCGUCCAUUGUAGGGACCACGCAGGCAGCCCAAGGGACCUUUCCCAGCCUUACUGGCAACUUAGCCCUGGAGGGCUCAGGGCCUCCAGACAUGGGGGGCAGGGGGCGGGAGCACCAGCCUCGGGGGUCUGGGUCUCAUGGCUGGUCCAUCUGUCCCCAGAGAAGCAGUGGAAUGUGUCUUGAGGCUGGUGCCACCUGUGACCAGACAGGAGAAGUACCUGAGCCUGAGGGAACUCAACUCUUUGUGAUGGGCCGGUGUCUGCAGCUCCCCCUCUACCCCCCCCUUUCUGGACCCUGCUGGUGUCAGGGGACAGCUUCCCGGGGACAGCAGGCCUGACUGGAGGCCUAGGGUGGACAGUGUGUGCCUUCUGUUGUGGUUGUCAGAGUCGCUAUAAAAGCCUGUGGGUGCA